AUGGUAGCGAUAGUUGCGACUGGUGCGAACGCGCAGAGAUUACCCCCUGAAAGGAAAGGAACACCAAAACCUACAACAUCAGGUGACCCACCUCGGUGGAUGGAAGACAUCGCAGAGGGAGCCCGCCGCGUGCUCAACUACAUCGAGAAUAAUGGCUCCGAGGAUAGAUACAUCACCAGAUAUAUCCGUGCGGUCCGCCAGUUCGCACUCAACGUCCAACGCGGAGACGGCCAGGGGAUGGCCAAGGUACUGGAAGCGUUGAACAAGAUUAAUGCCGACACCGAACGUCUGAACCAGCGAAUUGAUAACAUUGAAAAGACAACGAGCAUCUUAUCAACCAACGUGUCUACCUCCGCGGCGAGUUCUGCAGCGGCGUGGCGCGACUUCCGAGCCAGAGACUGGCAGUGCGGCUUGGCCAAGGCUGCUACACCGAAUAUCCGCAGCAUCGGCACGUCGUCUCCAGGAGUACCUGAGAUUGAGCUUCGCGAGGACCGAGAGGUAAUUGUGAAGAUCGGACCAAACCGUGAACAUAUUCGCGGACUAUCGCUAAGAGAGCUGGUCGAACGAGCAGAACGUCAAAAGACGGCCAGUGCUCGACAGAAGGAUUCUGCAGCUCUGGCUGGAGGAGCUGCCUUUGUCGCAGCUCGAAAACUGCCACCAGGCGAUGUCGUGAUGUUGGCCAACAGUGCCGCGGGGGCAGAGCUCCUUCGCAAGCACCCUGAGUGGCUGAGGGCAUUCGGGCCUGGCUCGGUGAUCCAAGAGCCGUCAUAG
Messenger RNA from Penicillium atrosanguineum, 771 nucleotides. RefSeq names its product zinc knuckle domain protein. The record is from RefSeq and is a predicted model, not a curated record. The transcript has a single exon. NCBI's taxonomy places the organism in Eukaryota, Fungi, Ascomycota, Eurotiomycetes, Eurotiales, Aspergillaceae. Bases 1 to 771 code for a protein of 256 amino acids.